Rotaria sordida is the source of this 699-nucleotide messenger RNA. The record is from the annotation of a GenBank genome assembly. Lineage: Eukaryota; Metazoa; Rotifera; Eurotatoria; Philodinida; Philodinidae.
AUGUUCAAAUUUAUUAUUUUUAUCAUUUCUAUUUUACAAUUAAAACUUAUAUCGACAUUCGAUGAUACAACGGAUGAUAUUGUAUCUCUUAAUAUCGAAGAUAAUGUAAUAGAUGGAAAAUUUGUAUCAUUUGCUAAAAUCAAUAUUCGUCUUUCAAGACAAUCAAAUAUUGAAUUAUUACCUUCACGUACUAUAUCAUCUUUACACUACGAACGAUUAAUUGAAGAAUCUCAAUUAAAUAUACAUUCAUAUUAUACAUUAAAAGUUCAUUUUAAACGUCGUUCAUUACAAGAUUAUGUUAUGACAUCAAUACCAAUGUGUCUUAUUUUACAAGCACAAUUUCAAUAUACUAUGAAUUUAUUUAUUAAUGAAAAUGGUUAUAUUGUUAGUGUAAAUAUUAUAACAAAUAAUUCAACAUGUAGUAUUUCGAAUACACCUAUAUUAGAAAAACAAACUGAUUGGAUAUAUAAAGUUCCUUUACAUUUACAUUUUAAUGAUCUUGGACCACAACCUGAAAUACAACAUUUUCUUGAAAAAAUUAGACGUGAAAGAGAAGCAAAAAACACACAAGAAAAUGAUAAUCGACCAUUUAUACUUAAAUAUUGGAAAUAUAUAUUACCAGUAGUAGUCAUUUUUCUUCUUCAAGGUGCUUUUGCAGAUCCUGGAGCUGCUGGUGGUGGCGGCGGUAGUGGACGAUAG